Molecule: messenger RNA, 5176 nt
Organism: Sebastes umbrosus (honeycomb rockfish)
Lineage: Eukaryota; Metazoa; Chordata; Actinopteri; Perciformes; Sebastidae
Gene: lzts1
Product: leucine zipper, putative tumor suppressor 1
Exons: 9
Coding region: 611-2581 (656 amino acids)
Biological process (GO): regulation of synaptic plasticity; regulation of dendrite morphogenesis
Cellular component (GO): dendritic spine
Source: RefSeq, a predicted model, not a curated record
AAGUGAGACGGAACAGGUAGAGGGAGAUGGAUGUAGGGAACAAGGGAUGUAAAUACUAAAGAAAUAGUGCACGACUAAAGAGAAAUGUAUGUAAGAGGUGGACGAGGCGAGCAGCGGAGGGUGGGAGGCAGUGUUGGAUGUUCAGAGUGAAGGAGAGAGUGGGAGGGGAGUUCAGGAGGGAGGCAACAAGGAUACAGUGUAAAGAGAAGGAGGGAGGGGGUGAGAGAGAGAGAAAGGGCUUGAUUAUGGAGGAAUGUGUCUGUGUUCAUAGUAUGGGAGAUGGGACGGACUGAUUGCACCACACCAGGUGUUGAAGAGGGGUGAGAAGGGGAACAGCAACAAAAGCAGACAUUUCUCUCUUUCUCUCCACACCAGCAGUGAUAACUAGUAUCCGGCUGGAAGUGGUCUGUCCACAGUGAUCCACACAGCUUUGGGGGAACAGAGCAGCAGCGGCAGUGACUGUGACCGAGGGGGCAGGCAGACUAUAAUGGAGAUGGAGCUACUGAUAGCACUUCUCUGGGGUCAUGAGUCAGUUCUUCCCCUCACUUCUGUGUAACUUGACCACCUGGAUUUCAGCCCCCGCCCUCCCGUCACCUAUGCCUGCAGGACCAUGGGCAGUGUCAGUAGCCUCGUCAACGGCAACAGCCUCAACAGCAAACACUGCAAGGCGUCUGAACACAGGUUAAAGAAGGGAGCAAAUCCUCACAGAAAGAGCGGAGGUUGCAGCCUUGAUGAGUUACUGAAGUGUGGCUUCACUCAGGGCUCCUCAUCCACUGCUCAACCUUCUAAAGUUCUGUCACACUCCCGGUCGGGUCGAAGUGAAGAUUUCUUUUACAUCAAGGUGAGCCAUAAACCGAGGUCAGUGUACCACAGAGGAGGAUCAAUGGAAGAGCGUGCAGGUGGAAAGAACAGAGAUGGGGAAUCAGACGGGCGACUGCAACCAAAGCUGCUGCUCAUGUCAGGAAAAAAGACUGAAAGGACCUCAGCUGAGAAGUCAUUGGUCCGUUCCACUGCCUUCAAGCCUGUGAUUCCCAAGAGUAUAUCCUCCACAGAGACAGGCCACAACAACCUGGACAUCCUUUGUCCUCUGGAGAAAGCAAGGAGUCCAGAUAUUAGACACAAGCAAGACACCUUCUCAGGGACUCUGUCCGACUCUGGACGUAACUCAAUGUCUAGCCUGCCUACCCACAGCACCAGCGGCAGCCUAAGUGCUUCCACGGGCCCCGUCAGUCACAGCGAUGGCAGCUCAGCUCCCACAAACAGCCUCAGCAAGGGAGCUCAACCCAAUUUCCCUCCAUGGGUCAACGGGAAUAGCACUAACCUUGACUGUAGCUACAGGGCUGAUUUCAACAGUGGAGGGUUGGCAUCUAAGGCUAAUGGGGAUGCCGGCUCCCCACUUUCUGCAGAUGAGCCAAGCGCUCUCUCUGAGACUGCAGGUGGGAUCCGGUCCCCCAUUACAACAGAUGAGUCACUGAUUGAACGUUUGGAACAAAGGCUGCUGGAGAGAGAGACUGAGCUGCAGGAGCUACAGGUGAGUUUUGAAGACAAGGAAGUAGACACCUGCCAGCUGUUUGAGGAGAGACAAAGGUACUGCUCGGAGGAGAUGGAGGGGCUGAAGCAGCGAUGCUCCACAAGGUUACGGCAAGUGUCCCAAAUGGCUGCGAAAACCCAGCAAGUGCUCCAGCUGCAUGUCAGCCAACUCCAGGUGGAGAAGGAGAGGCUUCAGGAGGAUGUCUCAAAGCUAAGCCGAGAGAAGGAUCUUGUUGAGCUCAGACUGAGGUCUUAUGCGGCAGAGAGCACACAGCUCGCUCCGACACUCGAGGAAACUCAAUGGGAGGUGUGCCAGAAGACAGGGGAGAUCUCACUGCUGAAGCUGCAGCUGAGAGACAGCAAGGCAGAAGUCAACCAUAAGCUCAACGAUAUAGUCUGCCUCAGAGCGUCACUGAAGGAAAACACAGCAAAGAUGGAGACGCUCGAGAGACAGAAUAAAGACCACGAGGACAAACUCCACUCUCGCACCAUAGAGGUUGAGGUGUGCCAAAAUGAACUUCAGCGAAAGAAGAAUGAGGCCGAUUUGCUGAGAGAGAAAGUGGGCAAACUGGAGAAAGACAUUCAGGGAAUGAAACAGGAUCUGGCCGUAGCCAAAGAGCGGAGGCUGCAGCACAGUUUGCAACUCGAGGCCCGUGCCCAGACUCAGGCCCUGGAAAGACUGAUCCAAGCCCCAGACUCCCGCGCCGAGGACCAGGUGGAGGAGAACAGCGGAAACAUGGCCACAGGAUCACUCCAGAGAGAAGUGGAGAGACUGAAGCAGCAGCUCAGGGAGGAGAAGGACGCACAGGAGAGGCUGGCCAGCACCUUUGAGCAGGAGAAGCUAACGUGGAACAAGGAGAAAGACCGGGUCAUCAAGUACCAGAAGCAGCUCCAGGUCAACUACCUGCAGGUGCACAAGAAGAACCAGGACCUGGAGAGGAUCCUGAAGGAGCUGACCGCCGAAAUGGAGAGCCGGACGGAGCUCGGCAUGGACAUCAACUACAGUUCAGGGUUACAGACGUACGACGACGUUAUUGCCACAGAGAUUUGAUGGGAGCACUCACACAUGUUCAGUAACAGUGAACUUGAAUUUUUUUUCACCACAGAUAUUUAUGAUAUUAUAACAGCUGAAGAUCAGUCACUGGUAUUUAGUGUUUUACAAGGGUUAUUUAAUAGAAUGUGCUGUAUUUUGUGUCCAGGUCACAAAGAAAUGUGCUAGAUGACACUGUUAGUACUUGUUUAAAAGUAAGUUAUUUAAUGUUCAAAUGAGAAUAUUUUUUUUUUACCAUGCUGUCUAACAGUAUCACUCAUUGUUCAAAUCAUGCAACACGUUUGUAGUUUAAACACCAUUUAUUAUUGGUUGUUCAUUGAUAGAUGAUGAUUAAUGUCUGGUGGUAACACAUGAUAGCAUGAUAGUGGCUUAACAUCUGUCCCUUCCAGCAUGGCAAAUGACAGUGAUGUAUCAUCCGUGAGUCUGGGGUCCUGAACCUUAAUAGAUGUUGCCUUGUGUAUCCACGUUACUGUCUGCUCCCACACUGUCCAUUCUUAGGGGGUUUGUUUGUGCAUGGAAAAUGGUUUUAAACCAUUGCACAAGUCAUUUCAUAACAAUUCACCAAUGUAAAAAAUGUUUUACUUCAAAAUACAUGUAAAAAUUAUUUCAAGCUGUCAUGCAUUUUCAUCCUUACAUUCAAUUCAGCAGUGAAGAUUUAAAGCCUCUGAACACCCACACAAGUGUCUUCAGUUAUUCUGGCUGAUUAGACCUCUGCUCGGGUUGAAGGUGGGCCAGGAAAUUUGAUAAGUCACAAAUCUCCAUCUGCCCUAACAGGUUCAACAAAGCUAAGAAGAGACUCAGGAGACUCAGGAAGAUCUCUCAAUUAGUCUAUACACAGUUGCCAGGUUAACUGAAAACACCUGUGUGGGUGUAAAUAGACUUUAAGUCAAUAUGCACUGUUACUGAAGUUGAUAUACUUUAUCAUCUGUAUGUUUUGUUCAUUCACUGGAUCAAACUUUCUGUUACUGUGAACAUUUCAGCGAUACACAGAAUUCAUUGUUCAAGACAUGCCGCUACAUGUGUCAGUUCAGGUGUCAUAUAAAGCUCCCAAUAUCACUCAUACAAUCUCUCCACUGAACAGAUUCAUCAUUGAUAAAUGAAACUAUUUCAUUGCAGUCCAGGCUGACUGUGUUGAUGAGGUUGUAAUCUAAUUGUUAGAUUUAAUUUAAUCCAUUUACAAACUUGAGCAGAGAUGCCGAACUCUUUGGAUCAGUGGACGGUGCCACUGCAUUGUCUGAGUGUGCAUGAAACUACUUAAAGCAAACCUUAUGCCUGAACCUGUUCAUUACUGAUACAGAAAUGCACAUAAUACAGUACUAUAUAUAUAUAUAUAUAUAUACCAGAGAACACUGCUGACAGAUACCAAGGGCAAAUGCAAAUUUGGGGAUUCACUUUGUGUUCUGUGUGUGUUUAGAGAGAGAGAGGGAGAUUAAACGGGGCUGAAAAGAAUACAAUAAAAGCAAAUAUUAUAAGAGAAAAACAAAGGAAAAAAGGGUGAUCUCCCGGUAAUGUCUAUCUCUCUCCCUACAUUGUUCAUCUAACUUCGUGAGAGUUCGCUGGCACGGUUCCACUUGGAGACAAACAAUCCUUCCCAGCAGCAGCAACCCCGGACAUUUGGCUCUGCUAUUUUGGAGCUAUUCCACUUCUCCCACAAGGGCAAAGUAGUUUGUGAAGCAAAAGUUUAACUCCUCCACCCACUCGAUACUCAGGUGCUCACAUAGACUAUCAGGCGGAAAUAUAUGCACACGCCGCGCUGGUCAAGAAUGUGUGGCAGUCUCUGUAAUGAGGCUGCUUGAGAUUGCUCAGCUACCCACCAUUACAUUACAUUACCACAGCAGGUCAGGAGAGAUUUGGAGGCAGACAGAGUAAGUGGAACUGAGGUGAGGUGCUGUAACCAGAGGCACUCAAACUCAAAAGUCUGAUAAGUGUUUCACAGCCUUUGCACUGGUCCUUAGCACAAAAAAGUGGUGAAAUAGGGAAGUGGUGAAAGGACGGUUGAUAGUGCAGCCAUGGCACUUUUUACACUUUCUUGGAAUUCAAUAUACAAAAUCAGACUCUUGUACACCUUGAGGCAAAAAAAGCCUCAGUGAAACAGAUGGUAUGCUGGAUUAGAAUUGGAAAUAAGGUACCAACAAACUAGCUAGGGUUCAAACACGGGUGAUUUAAAAAGCAGCAAAUGUUUGUCAUUUGUGCAUUACUGUUUGUUCUAACACUUGCUAAUUUACUUUGCUGUAUUCUGAAAUUCAGCCAAAAAAGUGAAUUUGACAUUGAUCUCAACAAACAGAUUUGUUCACUGAGGCUCUUUUUGAUAGACGGCGAGUAGAUUCAUCUGUGUUCAAACAUCAACAAACAUAUCAUUGGACUAAUCUGCAUUAUGUUGGCUUUUAAUGAUUUCUAAAACUGUCCUUCAAUGCACUUGAAAGGUGGGUGAAUACUUUUGAUUAAGUACACCUAACCACAAUGUACAAUACUGCGGCUUUACUUGUAUAGCGGUAUUAGAUUUUUGUUUGUCAAACUACUCUUGUUAAUAUUUAUUGCACAACUUCACAAGUAAAUGCUGGAUUUAUAAAUAAAUAUGAAUGCUGUUGAUACAUA